This is a messenger RNA of Acyrthosiphon pisum (pea aphid), 1075 nucleotides long. It is a transcript of the gene osi, whose product is annotated as electron transfer flavoprotein regulatory factor orsai. NCBI's taxonomy places the organism in Eukaryota, Metazoa, Arthropoda, Insecta, Hemiptera, Aphididae. The transcript has 2 exons. Gene Ontology annotation, cellular component: mitochondrion. The record is from RefSeq and is a predicted model, not a curated record. Bases 172 to 429 code for a protein of 85 amino acids. Gene Ontology annotation, biological process: respiratory electron transport chain.
GGAUUGAUAUACUAUUUCAAUAAUAUAGUAUCGGUGCACGGCCAGUAUCAGUGGCAGCCACAACACCACAUCGAAACAACAACAACAACAAAAACAACAACAGUAUACCACGGUGAAGACGACUCGGGUCGCCUGCGCAGUAGGACUUAUAAACACCUCACCCGACUAGCGAUGGGCACAGGACGCCAAGGGGUGAUUGACUUGUACAAGACCCUACUUUAUAUGGGACGAGAUUAUCCUCAAGGUUAUGACUUUUUCCGUUCACGGUUGAAAAAAGCUUUCCAACGUAACAGUGACAUCAGUGAUCCUGAACAAAUUAAGAUGCUGGUCAAACGUGGCGAGUUUGUCGUCAAAGAGAUUGAAGCCCUCUACAUGCUCAAAAAAUACAGAACAUUAAAAGAUAGAUAUUCUACGGAGGAUAAACCAUAGUCAAUAGAGCUAUUUAUUUAGUAUUUUUUUUUUUUAUAUAUAUUAUAUUAUUAUUAUAAAAUAUGUCUUUGUGUACAGUUUUUUUUUUAUAUGUAGUAUAAGCUUACAAACAAAAUAAUAAUAAAAUAAAAUGUAUUGGUAUAUAUAUAUAUAUGUUAAUAAUCCAUUGUGUGAGCAACAAUAUGAGUGCAUUAAACAGAAAAAAGCUGUUUUAAAUGCAAUAAUAUUAUCAAUAGUAUUUAAAUGAGCAUAGAAUUCUAUGUUUUAAAUUAAAAAUAUUAAAAACCAUUAAUUUGAAGUUAUAAUUAAUUUUAAGACAGAAGCAUGAAGUAAAUAUAAAUAUAGGCUACAUGAAUGAGUAACAAUAAAAAUAAAUAAUACUUUCUAUUAUUUUCUUAAGGGAUUCAAGUUUAAUUGUUAAUUUAAUGAUAAUACAUAAAAUAUUAAAUUUUUAGGCAUAAUAUAUAUUAUACUAUAUUUUAUUUAUGGUGUAGAAUAAGAGAUCAGAUUUAUCAGUAGUUUUUUCUACAGUUAAACAUAAAUCUUUUUCCAAUUUAAUGUUUUCAAUUAUUAAAUUUUAGAACUCAACAAAACAAAUAAAAAUCUCACAUGACUUUCAUCGCAAGAACACCAAUCUCAUCAAUAC